AGAAGCCCACACAAAAGCCCAUCACCCAAUCUUAAAUCGUCCAUCGAUUCGCGAAGAAGACGACCUAAUAAUCAACGCAGCCAUGGGAAAAGCUUCGGGCGCGAAACAGGCGGCCGUCGUGGUCGCAGCGUUGGCGUUCGGAUGGUUAGCGAUAGAGAUCGCCUUCAAGCCUUUCCUCGACAAAUUCCGCUCCUCUAUUGACAAUUCCGAUCCUUCCAAAGACCCUGACGACGCUGACACAGACGCCGCCGCCGACGCCGCCGCCGCCGCCGCUACCGUUGAGGGUAUGUAAAAUUAGGGUUCUUAAACAAGUUAGAGAGAAUUGCUGAUUUCAAGCCAUAUCUGUUUCCAAUUUCGGUUCGUGUAUUGAUGAAUCCUUGGGUUUAAUUUGAUUCCACUUGAACCAAAUUAACAGUUUGUUAUCUUGCAUAAUUGAUGUUUUCUACUAUCAUAACUACUGAAUUUUCGAAA
This is a messenger RNA of Eutrema salsugineum, 471 nucleotides long. RefSeq names its product outer envelope membrane protein 7. Gene Ontology annotation, cellular component: chloroplast outer membrane. The coding region runs from base 83 to 292 and encodes 69 amino acids. Lineage: Eukaryota; Viridiplantae; Streptophyta; Magnoliopsida; Brassicales; Brassicaceae. The record is from RefSeq and is a predicted model, not a curated record. The transcript has a single exon.